UAUAAAUGACAUAUUUAUUAUUUUAUUCAUAUGAUAAAAUUUAAAAUAUAUAUCAAGUAAAUGGUAUAUGAAUUGUUUUUGUCAUUGGCUUAUUAUCUAUAAAAAAUUAGGAUAAAUUGCCAUCAAGAGACUGACGACAAGUAUAGUAUGGUGAACCUUUAGUUUAAAAAUUAGAUAUUAGACUUGAUUUGAUUUAAGUUUUAGCGACACAAAAUAUGGCAAGUCCACGAACUCGAAGAAUUUUAAGUGAACUUAAACCAAAAGAUGAAAACAAUAGGUGUUUUGAAUGUGGAAUUCACAAUCCUCAAUGGGUUUCUGUCACAUAUGGUAUAUGGAUUUGUCUUGAAUGUUCAGGCAAACAUAGAGGACUUGGUGUUCAUUUAUCAUUUGUUCGAUCCAUUUCCAUGGAUAAAUGGAAAGACUUAGAGUUAGAAAAAAUGAGGAUUGGUGGAAAUAAAAAUGCUCGUGAAUUCUUCGAAUCACAGCCUGACUGGAAUGAUAGUAUGUCAAUAACACAAAAGUAUAAUACUAAAGCAGCAGCAUUGUAUAGAGAUAAGAUUGCAUCAUUAGCCCAUGGAGAAAAUUGGAGUCCAACUACAUCUAUAGCUAAGGAUUUUCGACCUUCAAUUUAUUCAGAAAAUCAACAAGAUUAUACUUCAUAUCAAAGUGAUAUAUCAAAUUCUUAUCAAAAUGUUAACUCAAAUAGUUGUAAAUCUCAAACAGAAGCUUUUUUUGCAAGAAAACAAAGUGAAAAUGCUAAUCGUCCAGAUAAUAUUCCACCUAGUCAAGGUGGAAAAUAUGGAGGAUUUGGUUAUCAAAUGGAUCCACCACCCAGAAGUUCAUCACAAGAAUUUUUUGACAGUGCAGUAUCCUCUUUAGCAAGUGGUUGGUCAAUACUUUCUUCAUCAGCAUCAAAAAUAGCAAGCAAAGCUACAGAAAAUGCCAUUAAGACUGGAGAAUUAGCCAUACAGAAGGUACGCGAUGGUACUUUUUGGGACGAAGUUGGAACGCAAGCUAAUAAUAUAGCUGCUAAGGUUGGAGACUUAGGAAGAAGAAGGUGGGGUGAUAUUGGAGGGACAAAUUCAAUUGAACAGAAUCAAUAUAAUUCAAAAGAACACUAUCAAAGUUCUUCCACUACUUACCAAAAUACUGAUGCAGCUCAAUACUAUUCCACUGAAAAAACAUCUUUAAUGAAAACAUCACAAUCUAAAAUCAAUGUAUCAACCGCUAAUUCUUCCAAUUGCGAAUGGGAUUGGGGUAAUGAUGCAAAACAAAGUAAUCAAUUCAUAGAUUCGAAAUCAAUUUCAAAAAAAUCAAAAGAUAAAGAAGAAACGUUAAUCAGUUUUAGUACUGAUAAUCAUGUAUCUAAGUGGGAUUCAAAACUGGAAGAUGAUGCAUGGGAAAUAUUAAAAAAUUAAUUAUUAUUUAUUAAUUAGGGAAUUUUUAUUAAAGUUCAAAACCUUUCAAUAUUUUGUUUAUCUUAGAAAUUUUAAACUCAUAUGAAGUAUUGU
Messenger RNA from Eufriesea mexicana, 1511 nucleotides. It is a transcript of the gene ArfGAP1, whose product is annotated as ADP-ribosylation factor GTPase-activating protein 1. Gene Ontology annotation, cellular component: Golgi membrane. Bases 216 to 1418 code for a protein of 400 amino acids. The record is from RefSeq and is a predicted model, not a curated record. The transcript is spliced from 8 exons. Gene Ontology annotation, biological process: regulation of ARF protein signal transduction; regulation of endocytosis. Gene Ontology annotation, molecular function: GTPase activator activity. NCBI's taxonomy places the organism in Eukaryota, Metazoa, Arthropoda, Insecta, Hymenoptera, Apidae.